GUUUACCUGGGAAGAAACAAGACUGCCAGAGCCGUGCUGCAGAUAUCCUGCUGACAAUCCCUGAAAAAUUAGUUCAGAAGACAAUACUGGAUUAUCCUUGUGAAAGAGAAGAUUCAAUGAUGGAGCCUGUCCAUAUUAAAGAUGAGAGUCCUGUACUAGAAUCAGUCCAUAUUAAAGAGGAGAGACCUGCACUAGAAUCAGUCCAUAUUAAAGAGGAGAGUCCUGUACUAGAAUCAGUCCAUAUUAAAGAGGAGAGUCCUGCACUAGAAUCAGUCCAUAUUAAAGAGGAGAGUCCUGUACUAGAAUCAGUCCAGAUUAAAGAGGAGAGUCCUGUACUAGAAUCAGUCCAUAUUAAAGAGGAGAGUCCUGUACUAGAAUCAGUCCAGAUUAAAGAGGAGAGUCCUGUACUAGAAUCAGUCCAUAUUAAAGAGGAGAGUCCUGUACUAGAAUCAGUCUAUAUUAAAGAGGAGAGUCCUGAACUAGACACUGUCCACAUUAAAGAGGAGCUUCCUGAACUAGACCCUGUCCAUGUUGAAGAGGAGGGUCACCAUUUUAAAACAAGCAGCUUGCAGGGCUCUCUGUCCUGUACAGAAUGUGGAAAGAGUUUCAGUCAGUUACAAGACCUGAAACUUCCCCAGCGAAACCACACUGGAGAGAAACGGCAUGUCUGUGCUGACUGUGGGAAGAGUUUCAGUAAGUCAACCAACUUGAAAAUGCACCAGCGAAUUCACACAGGAGAGAAACCACAUGUCUGUUGUGACUGUGGGAAAAGUUUCAGUCAGUCAAGCAACUUGAAAAUGCACCAGCAAAUUCACACUGGAGAGAAACAACUUGUCUGUGCUGACUGUGGGAAGAGUUUCACUAGAUUAGGAGAUCUUAAACACCACCAGCGAAUUCACACAGGAGAGAAACCACAUGUCUGUGCUGACUGUGGGAAGAGUUUCAGUCUGUUAAGCAAUUUCAAAAUACACCAGCGAAUUCACACUGGAGAGAAACCAAAUGUCUGUGCAGAGUGUGGGAAGAGUUUCAGGACACUGGGACAUCUUAAAGACCACCAGCGAAUUCAUACUGGAGAGAAACCAAAUGUCUGUGGUGAUUGUGGGAAGAGUUUCAGACAGUCAGGCAACUUGAAAAUGCACCAGCGAAUUCACACAGGAGAGAAACCAUAUGUCUGCGCUGACUGUGGGAAGAGUUUUGCUAAGUCAAGCCAUUUGAAAAUACACCAGCAAAUCCACACUGGAGAGAAACGACAUGUCUGUGGUGAUUGUGGGAAGAAUUUCAGACAGUCAGGUGACUUGAAACUUCACCAGCGAAUCCACACAGGUGAGAAACCAUAUGUCUGCGCUGACUGUGGGAAGAGUUUUGGUCAGUCAGGGUAUUUGAAAAAACACCAGCGAAUUCACACUAGAGAGAAACCAUUAUGUCUGUGCUGACUGUGGGAAGAGUUUCAAAUGGAUAUACAGCUUGUGAAUACACCAGCGAUUCCACACGGGAGUGAAUCCUUAUCACUGCUCUCACUGUGGGAAGUCUUUUACUGCUUCCAGUUCUCUUAAAAGGCACAAAUGCAAGCUGUGAAAGUUUAGUCAGAAUGUGAGUGUGUGUUCAUUCACCCGCACUCAGAAAUUCCAGUCUUUUUAAACAGCAGCUUAAUAUAACAACUGUGAGAACUCUGGUGAGGGAGAAAUUCAUAUUUGUAAUUGAAUGGUCUUUGUAAAAUGACAUUUGAAAUCUUAAACUAUGAGGCUUAAGAUGCUGUGAUGUUAAUUAAGUGUGUCUUCCCCCAACCUUCUCCCAUAACAUUCGAGAUCUGCUUCAAAGGACUGGAUAUUAGUAACAGAGGGUCAUAAAGAUUUAAAUUGGUUUCAGUUCAGAUUACCUGCCAGUCUGGUCUAAACAAACAGAGCUGAUUCCUAUCUGUUAAUUAAGAAUGUCUGUCUGAAAACUAGUGUACAAUUUUCUUCUUAUAAAGGGUUAAGAAUUGCGACACCUGGUGGAUACAGUGUGAAGUAGUGCUUAAGGCUCUGGACUCUUGACCAGAGGGUCGUGGGUUCAAUCCCAGGUGUGGGACACUGCUGCUGUACCCUUGAGCAAGGUACUUUACCUAGAUUGCUCCAGUAAAAACCCAACUGUAUAAAUGGGGAAUUGUAUGUAAAAAUAAUGAAAUAAAUAAUAAUAAUAAUAAUAAAAUAUCCCUUUGAACUAGCUUUAAAACAUAGCUUGUCAUAAUUCCAACAAAUGUCUGUUUAACUCUUCCUAACAUAAUAAACUGCAUCGGAAUGAGAAUAACAAGCUGUUUUAAUCAGUAAGAAGGGUUUCUAUUAGCAUGAUUAGCAAGCUGUGUGUUAAUCGUGUUCAACUUCAAGAGUGAGAGAAAUAAUCUGAGUAAACCCUAUCUGUGUGACACUGAAUUCAUUUCAUGAAGUGUCUGAAGAGACCAGAAGACUCUGCCAGUGUAUUUUGUGAGGGACACCAAUUACAAAACAUGAGCCUCGUUUUAUUAUUAAGUUUCUUUUUAGUUCUAUUUUAACGUUAUGCUUGAGUUUUUAAAAGUUGUAUUUAACUUCCAAUGACACACAAACCCAGAAUAUGAAAAUGAAGGAGUUGUUUCAGUAAAUAUCAAUGCAUCACAUCUGUGUCAAAGAACAGGAAAGCAUCUAAACAAAAGAGUUCAAUGUAGAAUGUGGAAUGUGGGUGUUUGAAACUAAUAAAUGGUAAACGUUGUUCAGAUUUGAAA
Messenger RNA from Acipenser ruthenus (sterlet), 2734 nucleotides. Its product is annotated as zinc finger protein 664-like. Lineage: Eukaryota; Metazoa; Chordata; Actinopteri; Acipenseriformes; Acipenseridae. The coding region runs from base 117 to 1433 and encodes 438 amino acids. Gene Ontology annotation, biological process: regulation of transcription by RNA polymerase II. Gene Ontology annotation, molecular function: RNA polymerase II cis-regulatory region sequence-specific DNA binding; DNA-binding transcription factor activity, RNA polymerase II-specific. The record is from RefSeq and is a predicted model, not a curated record. The transcript has 2 exons.